CAUUCGCAGAGGGCAACAAGGAAGUUAUCAAAUCAUUGGGCAGCGUCGUUUGGGGAACGUUUCAUCAACAAGGACCAUCAUGAGAAGAGUUUAAAAAAAAACAAAGUAGCAAUGGAUGUUUGUGGAGAGAUUGAUUCUCAAUUCAUUCAAUGGUUCAUUCUCAAUGCAACCCUUUUUUGUUUCUCUUCUCUCUCUCUCAAUUGGCAAAGGAUUAAUUAAAGUCAAAUGCCCGCAGCGGCAAAUGGGACAAAGAAAAACGUUUUACUUGAUAAUGAUUUUCUUGUUCCAAGUAGGGAUAAAGGACUUUGCGGCCUUUCCCUGUUCUUCGCGCAAUAAGAAAACAAAGACCGCUGCCAGUAGACAAAUGAUGAUAUUGAUUCGUGGAAAAAGAAAAGAAAAGGCUCCAUGAGAAGUUGAUUGAUGAUGAGUACACCCGCCACAAGAAGUAAAGACAAAAACGCAUAAAGACUGCUAAGCCAUCCCUGGUGGGAAUGGAUAGUGUCUUUCCCUCUACCGAGGAAACGGUUAUCGAACCGUUUACCGGU
Xylona heveae TC161 is the source of this 545-nucleotide messenger RNA. RefSeq lists its product as hypothetical. The coding region runs from base 116 to 409 and encodes 97 amino acids. The transcript has a single exon. The record is from RefSeq and is a predicted model, not a curated record. Lineage: Eukaryota; Fungi; Ascomycota; Xylonomycetes; Xylonales; Xylonaceae.